Molecule: messenger RNA, 609 nt
Organism: Pyrus x bretschneideri (Chinese white pear)
Lineage: Eukaryota; Viridiplantae; Streptophyta; Magnoliopsida; Rosales; Rosaceae
Exons: 2
Coding region: 1-609 (202 amino acids)
Source: RefSeq, a predicted model, not a curated record
AUGAAGGAAAAUGAGCUGUUAAAAGACUACUUCACUAGGCUGUUUGAUGUUGUAAACAAGAUGAAAACAUAUGAUAAGGAACUGCCUAAUGAAAGAAUUGUCCAGAAACUGUUGAUUAGUUUGACUAAACCAUAUGAUUCGAUAAUGAGUGUUAUUGAAGAAACCAAAGACAUUGAAACUCUCAGUGUGCAAGAUGUGAUGACAUCCUUAAGAGCCUUUGGCCAAAGACUCGAGAGGCAUGCUGAUUUUGCACCUGAGAAAGCCUUUCAAUCACUCAAUGUUGCAUCAGUGGAAGGUGCAAAAGUGGAGAAAAACAAUGAAGUGUGGUACGUUGACAGUGGCUGUAGCAAUCACAUGGCUGCACAUGAGUCAUUACUCAUUGACAUUGACACAAACUUCACUGGAAAAGUGAAAAUGAGAAAUGGAAACAUUGUCAAGGCCACUAGAAGAGGAACUCUGGUUAUCAACACUAAGAAAGAAAGAAGAUGCAUAAAGAAGGUGAUGUUAGUGCCAGGACUAGAUGAAAACUUACUUAGUGUGGGUCAAAUGAUAGAGCAUGGGUAUUUCCUACUCUUUGGGGGAACUGUGGUUGAGAUCUAUGAUGACUGA